CGGUCGAUUUCGGAUCUCUUGCAAGUGACAACAAACCAUAUAAACAGCAUGGAGGAGGGAAUAAAAGCACUAAAUGAUAAAAGAGAUGAAUUAUUGAAAAUGACAUCAGGUGCUGGAAUAAGUUCAAGCAGUAGUAGCACUUCUAAACGGCAGCAAAGUCAUCAUGUGACAGUAAAACCUUGUAAAGAUGGACUAAUUGAAGUUAUUGUUCGUACAAGUGCAUUGGAUGACGACGAUCAUGAAAAUAACAGAGGUUUUCGCCUUUCGAAAAUGCUCCGUGUACUUGGUGAAGAAGGGCUAAAUGUGAUCAACUGUGUUUCAUCAAGAAUUGGCAGUAAUUUGGUUCACACCAUACAAGCAGAGGUUGACGAUGGGAGAGGCUUUGAUCUAUGUCUACUGCGGCAGACAUUGACGGAUCACUCAUGAAUUAUAAAUUAGUAAAAUUAAUAAAAUCAUUUAUUCGCAUAUUAUAUUGUACUUAUUAUAAUAUAUGAGUAUAUGGCUUAAUUUUCUUGGUGUAAUUAUUUUUUUAAUCUAUUUUAAGAGGCAUUUUAGCAUAUUUUGUAAGGAUGACAAAGACUUGGACGAAUUGAU
This is a messenger RNA of Chenopodium quinoa (quinoa), 594 nucleotides long. RefSeq names its product transcription factor bHLH125-like. NCBI's taxonomy places the organism in Eukaryota, Viridiplantae, Streptophyta, Magnoliopsida, Caryophyllales, Amaranthaceae. Bases 49 to 426 code for a protein of 125 amino acids. The record is from RefSeq and is a predicted model, not a curated record. The transcript has 2 exons. Gene Ontology annotation, biological process: regulation of transcription by RNA polymerase II. Gene Ontology annotation, cellular component: RNA polymerase II transcription regulator complex. Gene Ontology annotation, molecular function: RNA polymerase II transcription regulatory region sequence-specific DNA binding; DNA-binding transcription factor activity, RNA polymerase II-specific.